Coffea arabica (coffee) is the source of this 2065-nucleotide messenger RNA. RefSeq names its product F-box protein At1g47056-like. The record is from RefSeq and is a predicted model, not a curated record. Gene Ontology annotation, biological process: SCF-dependent proteasomal ubiquitin-dependent protein catabolic process. Gene Ontology annotation, cellular component: SCF ubiquitin ligase complex. Lineage: Eukaryota; Viridiplantae; Streptophyta; Magnoliopsida; Gentianales; Rubiaceae. Gene Ontology annotation, molecular function: protein binding.
CCACAAACCAGAAAGCAUUAUUGGCCUCUAAGCCCACCACCCAGCUCCAAACCCAGAAUACGUUUCUGGAAAAACCACCUGACCAGGGAAAACAAGAAAAAAGAAAAAGGCUCCAGCUUCGGAUCCCAUUUUCAGCUCUGACGGGGGUCCCAGCUCUCCUUCUCCUCCUCCUCCAGCUGCCGCCGUGGAUUUAUGGGCCAGUCAGCUUCUUCCAUCGCCGGAGCUCAAGCCCUUCAUCAUCACCAUCGGCCCAGCAAGCCCAGAUCCACGGCUGCCGUGAUCUCGACCGGCAUGAAAAUUCACAACUACAUCGAAAAUGACCCCGACGCGGACCCUGCUGACGUCUUCACCGGUGAAGGACUCGCCGAUUAUAUUUCUAACCUCCCCGACGAGUGCCUGGCUUACAUUUUCCAGUCCUUGAGCUCCGGCGACCGGAAACGCUGCUCAUUAGUGUGCCGCCGGUGGUUGUUAGUUGAGGGACAGAGCCGUCACCGGUUGUCGCUAAACGCCCAAGCGGAGCUGUUAACGUUUAUACCCUCGAUCUUCACGCGCUUCGAUGCGGUGACGAAGCUCGCCCUCAAAUGCGACCGCAGAUCUGCUAGUAUUGGUGAUGACGCGCUGGUUUUGAUCUCUCUCAAAUGCAGGAAGCUCACGCGCUUGAAGCUACGGGCUUGCCGGGAACUCUCAGAUGCCGGAAUCGCCGAAUUCACAAAAAAUUGUAAGAAUUUGAAGAAACUUUCCUGUGGGUCUUGUCACUUUGGUGCUAAAGGAAUGAAUGCUGUUUUAAAUAAUUGCGCUGGUCUCGAAGAAUUGUCAGUAAAACGCCUACGUGGCAUCACCGACGGGGCUGCCGCCGAGCCGAUUGGUCCCGGGGUGGCCGCGGCCUCACUAAAGGUUAUUUGUUUAAAAGAACUCUAUAAUGGGCAGUGUUUUGGGCCGAUGAUUAUUGGGGCGAAGAAUUUGAGGACCCUUAAACUGUUUAGAUGCUCAGGUGAUUGGGAUAAGCUGCUGGAGGUUAUAGCCGAUCGAGUAGAUGGGUUAGUCGAGGUGCAUCUUGAGAGGCUUCAAGUGAGUGAUGUGGGGUUGAUGGCGAUCUCAAAUUGUUUGAAUCUUGAAAUAUUGCAUUUGGUUAAAACUCCCGAGUGUACUAAUGAGGGUUUAAAGACUGUAGCUGAGCAUUGUAAGCUUUUAAGGAAACUUCACAUUGAUGGAUGGAAAACAAAUAGGAUAAGCGAUGAUGGGUUGAUUGCUGUGGCAAAGAACUGUCCAAAUGUGCAAGAGUUGGUGCUGAUUGGUGUCAAUCCUACUCGAAUGAGUUUAGAGAAAUUGGCUACUGGUUGUCUGAAUUUGGAGAGAUUAGCCUUGUGUGGGAGUGAGACUGUUGGUGAUGCUGAGCUUUCGUGCAUUGCCCAGAAAUGUAUUGCGUUGAAGAAGCUUUGUAUAAAGAGUUGUCCUGUGUCAGAUCACGGUAUGGAAGCGUUAGCAGGUGGAUGUCCCAACUUGGUUAAGGUUAAGGUUAAGAAGUGUAGGGCUGUCACUUCUGAAGGUGCAGAUUGGUUGAGGGCCAGUAGGGGAUCACUAGCAGUGAAUUUGGAUGCCACUGAACCAGAAAACAUGGAUGCAAGUGCUAGUGAUAGUGGGGCUCAGGAAGGUGGUGGUGCUGAGAAUCAUCAGGUGGGUGGCCAAGGUGGUCGAGCUAAUAUUGCUUCAAGCAGCACUGGGAGGUCAACAUCUUUUAAGGCGAGAUUGGGACUAUUGACAGGGAGGAGAUUAGUAUCUUGCACUUUCAGAAGGUGGUCGAGCUUUGGUGGUAGUUCACGAAAUACUUAGAGAAUGACUUAAACCAGGCAUUGGAGUGGGAAAAAAGGAACACUCUUGGCCUGUUUACAUUGUUUUGUGCUGUAUUUAUUGGCUCCUUUGUCAUUGGACUGCAGUUUCGUGUGUGGUUUUAAUGCCUUUUGAGAUUGUUAAUCUCCUUAUUGGGCCUUAUGGGAGUCUUUAAUGUUUUCCUUAUGGUUAUACCUUAUUAUACUUGUCAAGUAUAUCAUUCCUAGCGUUCCUGCCC